GCCAAUCUACUCUUCCUACCUACGUCCGCUUGCCACCUUCGCGCGCAACCCGCAUCAUCACAUUUCACAGUGACAUAAUUUAACAAGUGGUGGGAUCCUACGACUUACGAUUGAACCUCAACCCUCAUAAUUAGGUGACAGGCCUAAUCUUCCUCUAAUACUUCAUCAAUCUUCACCGGCAUCAGCUACUGGCUCUUUACAAGGUCGUUCCCGAAAACAACACUUCCUUACACCGAACGGCCUUUUACAGAUCUCAAAACAUUAGAAAUCAUUUCUACGAUCGUGUCCUAUUUAGUCUGCCAUCCUAAUCUCUAGACUAAGCAGAGACUUGUCUUUAGUCAUGAUGCAGACCUCUGGAGUGGAAUCCUUCGUCAAGACAAAAAUCCUGAUUUUAUCCGACACACACGGCAUGAGCCUCGCAGGGAAGAUCCCUAGCCAACCCGCAGAUGUUGCCAUCCACUGCGGAGAUUUGACUGAGGAGUCGAAGCUCGAUGAGUUCCGCGCGACUCUCGAGCUCUUGCGCGCUAUCAAAGCCCCUUUGAAGCUUGUCAUCGCCGGCAACCACGAUUUUACGCUCGAUACCUUGAGCUUUAGAAAGAAGGUUGAAGAAGCAAGACCGCGAUUGGAACCAGAGCUUGUAGCAAAAUUCUAUGGACAAUAUGAAGAGGCAAGAUGCCUGUUAUUGGAUGCGAAAAAGGACGGCAUCUAUCUUCUCGACGAAGGCAUACAUCGAAUCGGUCUACAAAAUGGCGCCACGCUGGCUAUUUACGCAAGCCCAUACACGCCGUCAUUGGGAGAUUGGGGUUUUCAGUACCGUCCAUGCGAGGGCCACACAUUCAGCAUCAAAGAAGGAACCGACAUUAUGAUCACUCAUGGGCCACCACGGGGUAUCUUAGAUCGAACAAACUCUCGGGAGCGAGCAGGAUGCCCGGAUCUCUUCACGGCUGCGGCCAAAGUGAAGCCGCGAAUACACUGUUUCGGUCACAUUCAUGAAGGUUGGGGGGCGAGGAUGGUUACGUGGAGAGAGACGCUCAGCGAGAAACCUUCGCACCUGACUGACAUCGAUAAUAGUAGGUCUUUUGUCAUUGAACAGCUCAACACGUUGCAAAGGGGCAAAUUCGACACACCUGAGGAUGCAAAGAGGAAGGAGGAGAAGGUUAGGAAAUAUGCUGAACAGAAGUUUUGCGGUGCGAGUUACUGCUACGGCGAUAGGACGGUGCCAGAGGCAGGAAAGCAGACGUUAUUUGUGAACGCAUCAGUCAAGGGUGAUGAGGACAUGCCUAUUCAGCUGCCUUGGCUUGUGGAGUUAGAACUACCUAAGGUAGCUACUAGGAAGCGGGUUAAUACACCGGAAACGAUACUAUAGUAAAAAGGGAGCGCGCUCUAGACGUGAACUAAACCAAAG
Durotheca rogersii is the source of this 1405-nucleotide messenger RNA. RefSeq names its product ser/Thr protein phosphatase family protein. Lineage: Eukaryota; Fungi; Ascomycota; Sordariomycetes; Xylariales; Xylariaceae. Bases 341 to 1366 code for a protein of 341 amino acids. The transcript has a single exon. The record is from RefSeq and is a predicted model, not a curated record. Gene Ontology annotation, molecular function: hydrolase activity.